AUGGCAUCUUCUAUUGAAGUCGGAGGCUCGUGGUCAACGAAUGAAGAUAUUGCGUUGUGUCAAUCUUGGGUGAACAUUAGUCAUGACCCUAUCACGGGUAAUGAGAUGAAGUUUCAUCACAUGUGGAGCAAAAUUCAUGGAGAAUUUUGUCAAAGAUCGGGUUCUAUUCGGACCGAAAUGGCGUUGUCUAGUAGAUGGAAACUUCUUAAUAAAGAGUUAGGGAAAUGA
Molecule: messenger RNA, 228 nt
Organism: Prunus armeniaca (apricot)
Lineage: Eukaryota; Viridiplantae; Streptophyta; Magnoliopsida; Rosales; Rosaceae
Source: the annotation of a GenBank genome assembly